GCUACACCCAACGAACGAUCCUCCUCCCAACUUCGCACUUUUCCAGCGCGAGAAUCGCGGUCGCGAAAUGAUAGCGAUGCCAAUUGACUAGCGACCAUGGCCACGGCACGAUCAGAAGCCGCUUCCCUGAAAUUGCUCAGGCGUGCGAGCACCGCCGGGCGUUACUGCUCCAUACCGAGACGGCCUGCUGUCGCCAACGCUACUCUCAAUCACACUGGUAUCAGUGGUCUCACCACGAGGCAGCAAACACGAGACUUCUGCGGCACGCCAUCGCCUUGGAAUGCACCAGCUGCUUCCCCAAAGCAGCUGAAGCGGCGCUCUACGCCUCAGCCUACGACUUCCACUGCAGUCCGGAGAACUUCGAGCGGAUCGAAACGAGAGAUCGCGGUACUCGGUGGCGGCCUGACUGGUUUGACGGCUGCCCAUUACCUUGCUCGUCAUGCGCCAGAUGCGCAAAUCACACUGUUCGAGGCUGGCCAGACCCUCGGCGGCUGGGUCCAUGGGUCUAUUGAGGACACUCCAGAGGGCAAGGUCGUGAUGCAACAGGGACCCCGCAUGAUCCGCUCUGCAAAGUUCGCCAACCGUUAUGACGACCUUGUCUUUUAUGAUGUGCUGGCCAGUUUGAACAUUCAGGACGAGCUUAAGGACGUUGGCGAGGCUGCCAGUAGUCGCUAUCUCUACUAUCCUGACCGUCUCGUACGGCUGCCUGGGCCACCGUUCACUGCACAGAACGUGGUCGAGAGCAUCAGGAGUCUCCUUACAGAGCCUCUGUGGGACGGUGGUCUGCAGGCAGCAAUCAACUUCCUGAGAUCGCAUGAUGGCAAGACACCAAAGACUGCUCAGACUCCACAACGCCUUGAUGAAGACGAGUCCGUGGGCCACUUCUUGGAGCGGAUACUCGGCGAUGACCGCCCAGUCAAAAAUAUUGUGUCUGCCAUGAUGCAUGGCAUCUAUGGCGGCGACGUGUACAAGCUGAGCGCCAAGCAUACCAUCUUUGGCAAGAUGUGGUACAAUGACGCUGGCGGAGCCAAUCCAUUUUCCGCAUGGACGGCUUACAAGGAGCUCAGUCUUCUGAGUGACAUCAUGGACGGCCCAAACCGCGCUGCAGUCAUCGAUAUGGCAAGCGCAGCGGUUUCGCGCAACAUGCUGUCGUUUGACGACGGUAUGCUCACACUGGUGCGUGCCCUGGAAGAUGACCUCAAGCGGUUUCGCAACGUCAAGAUCAACAUGCAGACCCCAGUCGUGUCUCUCAGUCCAGACGGCAGCGGGCAGGUUCAACUGAAGAGUAGGGACAGCUCAGGCAUGGUCGAGAAGAGAUUCAACAAGGUUAUUUCCACGAUCACGGCAAAGCAAUUAUCGAAACUCGCCAAGCCAAAAGGAGCUCUGGCGGCCCUGGGUCAGACAGAAGCUGUCACCAUUCAGGUCGUGACGCUGUGGUAUCCAGAGAAGGGUCUGCUCAAGAACAACCCUGGCUUUGGGUACUUGGUACCAAUCAGCACUCCAGACAACGAUGCGGGCAUCCUUGGUGUCAUAUUUGACUCUGAAGCCCAGACCCACAACGACGAGCCUGGCACGAAGAUGACCGUCAUGAUGGGUGGCCACCACUGGGACGGAAACGUGUACUUCCCGACGGACGAGCAGGCGAUAGAAAUGGCCAUCCAAGCUGUCACCAAGUCUCUCGGUAUCCCUCGAAUGCCAGGGAUGCGCACAACGACUCGGCUCUGCCGCGACUGCCUGCCCCAGCACUUUGUCGGGCACCGCAAGCUCAUGGCACGCGCCCACGAUGAGCUUCUGCAGACCUUCCAUGGUGGGCUGGCAGUCGCUGGGCCGAGCUACUCCCCGGCGGGCAUCAUGCCUGCUAUGCGUGCGGGAUACGAGGUCGCGAUGCGAGUCGCGAAGCAAAAGGCGCAGCCAUGGCUUGGAGACCAGAGACCAGUCCGGGAGCGAUGGUGGUCAAUGAUGCCAGAGCUCUCGACCCGUCCGGGAUUCGAUGUGUUCCGGCACGAUCACAUCGGCGAGACGGGACUGGAAGGGUUCUCGCGGCCCGAGGCGGAGAUGGUGGACCUGGUCGCAUCGGAUGCGCUCUUCUUUCGCGUGUCGACGCGGAAUUUCUCCAAGCUGGCCAUGGAUGACUCCGGCACUCCAAAGCAGGCGAUUGGGCUGUCCUUGAACCCCGCGAAAGCUCAGAACAGGCGAUCUUGAUGUUUCGACUGCAUGGAGGCGCUUGGGCGGAAAGAUGCCAAGCGCGGUUUACAGAACAGCAGCCAUCGGCUGGAUGUAUAGACAGAAGGCACGAUGAUGUGUAUAACAAUGUACAGCUCCGUCGUUUUUUUAGAAUCGGCAGAUAUAGACAAAAAAGCUUACUUUUGAGGCCUGCACGCGGCCCAAUACGAAUUUGACAACCUCGGA
This is a messenger RNA of Microdochium trichocladiopsis, 2409 nucleotides long. RefSeq lists its product as uncharacterized. Lineage: Eukaryota; Fungi; Ascomycota; Sordariomycetes; Xylariales; Microdochiaceae. The transcript is spliced from 3 exons. Bases 97 to 2202 code for a protein of 701 amino acids. Gene Ontology annotation, molecular function: protoporphyrinogen oxidase activity, oxygen as acceptor. The record is from RefSeq and is a predicted model, not a curated record. Gene Ontology annotation, biological process: heme biosynthetic process. Gene Ontology annotation, cellular component: mitochondrial inner membrane.